UACCGUGGGCCCUGCUGAGGCGGGGGCGCGUCUCGCAGCAGCUGCUGGGCUCCGGACGUGGCGCCCUGGGGCUCAAGGGGACAAGGGCUGGGCUCUUUCCUGGCUUCCCGGGAUGUCGGUGGCCUUCGUACCGGACUGGAUGAGAGGCAAAGCGGAAGUCAACCAGGAGACUAUCCAGCGGCUCCUGGAAGAGAAUGACCAGCUGAUCCGUUGUAUCGUGGAAUAUCAGAACAAGGGACGGGCGAAUGAGUGUGUUCAGUACCAGCACGUGUUACAUAGAAAUCUCAUUUAUUUGGCUACCAUCGCAGAUGCCAGCCCAGCCAGCACAGCAAAAGCUAUGGAAUAACGUUCCAGUUGAUAGCUGUGAGGAGUCAUGGAAUACAAUUCAGUUCCUAUGAAGUGGAGAUAGGAUCUUUACCAAUCAGCUGCGUCAAAUACACAUGAAACCUCUGUGGCUCAUUUUAAAAUGUGAAGAAAGCUACAUAUUUUUGACAGAAAUAUUUAUUUUAACAACUAAACAUAUUCCGUCCGUAAGUUGACUCUGGGUGUCCUCUUUCCUGAAAUAGGGUGUUUGAAUAACGGAUGUCAUGAGCAUCUUUAAGAACACAUAUUUUUUGUUUCACCCUGAAGAGGAGACUGCCAGGGAUUGGGCACCCAGCAGAAAGUGACAGGACUCGGCUAAGACUUCAGAGCCCUGUGACCGUGCCUCUGCCAGCCAGUUGUAGGGCCUGACCCCUGACGUCUCUCGGGUUGCUUUCAAAUAAAGUUUGCCUUCCCACAAAAUGUU
This is a messenger RNA of Sorex fumeus (smoky shrew), 787 nucleotides long. RefSeq names its product SS18 like 2 (gene SS18L2). Gene Ontology annotation, biological process: positive regulation of transcription by RNA polymerase II. Lineage: Eukaryota; Metazoa; Chordata; Mammalia; Eulipotyphla; Soricidae. Gene Ontology annotation, molecular function: transcription coactivator activity. The record is from RefSeq and is a predicted model, not a curated record. The transcript has 3 exons. Bases 113 to 346 code for a protein of 77 amino acids. Gene Ontology annotation, cellular component: nucleus.